Messenger RNA from Serpula lacrymans var. lacrymans S7.9, 423 nucleotides. RefSeq lists its product as uncharacterized. NCBI's taxonomy places the organism in Eukaryota, Fungi, Basidiomycota, Agaricomycetes, Boletales, Serpulaceae. The record is from RefSeq and is a predicted model, not a curated record. The transcript has a single exon. The coding region runs from base 1 to 423 and encodes 140 amino acids.
AUGUCUAUCGUCAGCACCUGUCUCGAUUUCACGUUGCUCGCCAUUGCCGUGUUGGAACGAUUCUUCACUGUUGUUUACCUUGUCGUGGUUUUCUCCCUGGUCACGCAUAUGCAGGACACUCAAGCUUCCACUCGCACCACCGAGGAAAAAGCACGGUUACCAGUGGUCGACGCACAACCGCCUCAAACACAGUCACCCUCCGGACCAUCUCAGCCAGGUUCUCAGAACCGCUCCUUGCCCGACGUGAUACGGGUCACCGACAACCUAUCAGAAGAGAUGGCCAGUCUUUUCGGGUCUAUACAACUCCUUACCGUUUGGAUGGAUAAUAUGAACAGCGAACUAGUGCAGCUUCGCAGGGGCUUGAAACGUCAAGCGCAAAACCGAGAGGCGCGUUCUGAGGCUCGGACACGGACCAGAUACUGA